Messenger RNA from Schizosaccharomyces octosporus yFS286, 2772 nucleotides. RefSeq names its product acetylglucosaminyltransferase. Gene Ontology annotation, cellular component: cytoplasm. The coding region runs from base 733 to 1803 and encodes 356 amino acids. Gene Ontology annotation, molecular function: glycosyltransferase activity. The transcript has a single exon. Lineage: Eukaryota; Fungi; Ascomycota; Schizosaccharomycetes; Schizosaccharomycetales; Schizosaccharomycetaceae. The record is from RefSeq and is a predicted model, not a curated record.
CAUUCUCCGGAUAUUAUAUAAAGAGCCGCACAAGGACGUAUGCAAAAACAACAUUCCGUCAUUUGUUUUUAUUUUUUUAUUCUUACAUUCGGUAAUGUGAAACUCGGAGGGAAAGCGUAAAGACUUUUUUUUUUUUUUUGUCUUGGUAAAAUGAAUUGAAUGAAUUGAAUGUAUGGAAUGUGGAAUAUGAAUGAAAUGAAAUGAUUUGAUUUGAUUUGAUUUGAUUUUUUUUAGUGAAUGUGAUUCUAUUGCAAGAUGUGGAAAGAAAAGUUUGAAAGUGAUUGGUAAAAGCGUUUACCUCUCAAUAAGUUUCUUUUUCUUGGAGUAAUUGAAUUCAACCAGAGAGAGCGAAAAGACAGAGACUCGAAAGAGUCUGCAACUAAAAAAAAAAAAAAUAUCGUCUUAAACAACGUAUGAAUAUAAUAUUAUAAGAAUAAAAGAAUACAUUCCUGCUUUUCCUUCUAUGUGCGUGUACGUGGUGGUGGAAUUCACAAGUAAAAACGAACGAAGCGAAUCUUUCAACAACAGACUGGUAUUUUCUGUUGCAGACUCUUUCGAGUCUCUUUCUUUCUCUCUGUCUCGGUCUGUCUCUUUGUUUUCAAUUUUGGUGUCGUAUUUUUCUUUUCUUCCUCCUUUAAAUUUAAAAUAAACAAAAAAAUUGAUUUUUCAAGUUUCAAGUUUUAAUUGUUAUCUGUUGCCAUUCAUUUCACUUUGUUACUACCUCUUCUCAUCAUGGUUCCUCUCCACCGCUUCAAGUCUCUCCUUUUAGCAGUACUACUCAUUUUUGGUAUAUUCACCUUCUAUCCCAGUCGUCUCUCUCCCGAUGGUGCGAUACACACUGCAACAUCCACCACCGUACAUGCAUCCAAAGAGCUUCAUGGCGAUCCAAAAAAGUACACAUUUCUAGCAUUACUCACUCCUUCCUCCUCUGACGAUGAUCCAUAUUUUAAUGCCACUAGGGUCCUUGUUCAUCGUUUAAAGUAUCACCCCGUUACGAAAAGCAAGUAUCCGAUCCACAUUAUGGUUCUCCGUGGUACUGACGAAUGGAAAAUUCGCCGUUUAGAGGCUGAUGGCGCUUCCAUCCUUCUCGUCGACCCCAUUUCUCCUUCUGACAUGGUGCUCGACCUUGAUUCCAUGGCCAACGACAUUACCGACCGUUUCCAACACAUGUUUACAAAGCUUCGUAUUUUCCAGCAAACUCAGUUCGAUAAACUAUGCGUCGUUGAUAGCGAUAUUUUGCCUCUAAAAAACAUCGACGAUAUAUUCGAUACUCCUUUUCAAGGCAAACCACCCAACCCCAUCCCAUCCGAUCAGCAUCGUUACAGAAAUCCAAACGAUGGAAUGUCUCACUUUUUUUUGGAAGAUUUUCAAGACUACAAUGCAACCAUCGAUGAUUUCUAUCCUUAUCUUUUGGCUGCCACUUACGAUAGAGGAGAACAUCAUCUCAUUCCGCCCGAACCAACUGGAUAUUUUAAUGCUGGAUUAAUGCUCAUCCGACCUAGUCUUUUUCACUUUGAGCGUCUCUUGAAAAUUGGCGCUUAUCCCUAUAAAUACGAUCACGCUCGUAUGAUGGAACAAAGCUUACUGAAUGUUGCUUUCGGGGAACAUGGUUGGUUUCCAUGGACCCCUGUUGAUCCUUUUUAUAACGGAGUCUGGUGUUCUCCUCCAGAAUAUCGUCAUUUGAAAACUGCUCACGGUAAAUUUUGGCAAUUUGAUAGUACUGAAUUUGCUUCCAUCUACUUUGCUGAAUGGUAUCGCGCAUACGGUGAAAUGCUUGCCUUUCAUCAAUAUCAAAUUCGGUAACGUUUUCUAAUUAGUUAUCCCAUCUUAGCUUGUCCUUCCUUUCCCUUCGUUUGUUUGUUUGUUCGCUUACUCGUUUUUCCCAACAUGGAUCCCCACCCAAGUUUGUUAGAUCUAUCUACUUGUUAAUCUUUAUAGAAUGUUUUAUGAUUCUUUCAACUUUUACACAUAAAAAAAGAAUGCAUGGCACUUAUCUUGUAACUUUCAACUUGUCCACAAUUUUUUUUGUUUUUCUUUUGGAGUUUGUCUUUAAUUUCCCUUUUUCCGAAUUACAUUACGUAUAUGCUGCAUCUCCACCUUUCAGUAAACAAAAAUUAUAAACGAGCGCGAAAGCUAUAGCGAAUGUGACCGAUUCACAAAAAGUCCGUCGUGUGUCCAUUCAAGUUUUGUUACAGACAGGUUCUUGUGAAUUACUUGUUGACGGUACUUUAGAGAAUAAUUGGAUCCUCCUUUCUAGUCCUGAAUCCCAUAAUGUUGUUUUUCCUUUUUGAAAUGAUUGUCAUUCAUUUUGCUUCUUCGUAAAAGAGCUUUCUGUCUGGCUUUGUGUAUCAAAUACGAAUUGAUCUUUCUUAAUAUACACAUCUAUCUAUUCAUCCUUUGCAUCUUUUGUUUUACUUAACUCGAGACCAUCCAAGUUUUUAUUCUACAAAUUACAAGCUGAUACAAUACCUCUGCUAGCGGUGUAGAGUCUAAUAGUGUAUUGCCUUUUCCUACAAUAUACAAUCAUGGCUGACCCAUCAAAUGCCGCCAGUUUUUACAUUCAUCAGGUACAAGAAUUCCUUUUGUACUAAGCACGUACGUUGGAAACUUGCGGCGAGAGGAUAUUGUGUUACUUCUCCCAACAUGAAUUCCUUCAUUAAAAGCUAAACUUUUUUUGGCAUAUCCAUUUCAAUUCCAUAAAGCGUUUUAUCAAAUAUGUCUUUGUACCACUAAUGAGCUUAUUUUUAUGACAAACUUUACACUCCAAGGCCA